Molecule: messenger RNA, 484 nt
Organism: Sorghum bicolor (sorghum)
Lineage: Eukaryota; Viridiplantae; Streptophyta; Magnoliopsida; Poales; Poaceae
Exons: 2
Coding region: 38-367 (109 amino acids)
Source: RefSeq, a predicted model, not a curated record
UCGUACACAUGUACUAGCGUUAGCUCCACAAGUGACCAUGUCGAUGAACAGGAAACAUUUGGUCGCUGGCUUCUUCUUCAUCAACUUGACCUUGCUCAUGGCAUCAUAUUGCUCAGCAGCACUCUGCGGAACGAGGACCAAGUAUACUUGCACGGUCGACAAGAUGUGUGAGAUGAUCUGCCAGCAAGUGAACUGCGACCAACAGAACUGCGGCUACACCGGUGGCCACUGCUCCGACGACUCAUUAUGUGUAUGCACCAAACCCUGCAGUGCGCAAUCAACCAUGGCUCCACCGGGGGAGAAGCCGGCAGUGGAAGAGGCAUACGGUAGGAUGGCGCUGGAUGAGAAUAGAAUGCUCAAUUCAUAAAGUAGGAGGCAUCGAGCAGUGUAUAGUAGAACAUUGCGAUGCUUGGGUCGAUAUUCUCUUGUUCUGAUAAUUGCAUGCAAAAAUUUGAAGUGAAUAAAGGUCCGUUUGGCAGGGAUC